UUAUAGAGUUCAAUUCCCACCAAGUUUUUGACAAGAGCAGUUGUAAACGUUGAAGUUAUUGUUGAAAAAUAAAUUUAUUAUAGUUCAGAAUGUCGUAUCAGUUAUACAGGAACACGACGUUGGGUAACACACUUCAAGAAAGUUUGGAUGAAUUGAUUCAGUAUGGCCAGAUCACACCGCAACUGGCAGUCAAAGUUCUUUUACAAUUUGACAAGGCAAUUAACCAGGCACUUGCCACAAGGGUCAAGUCACGACUCACUUUCAAGGCUGGUAAACUGAACACGUAUAGAUUCUGCGACAAUGUGUGGACCUUUAUGUUGAAUGAUGUUGAAUUCCGGGAAGUACAAGAAGUGGCAAUUGUAGACAAGGUCAAAAUAGUAGCCUGUGAUGGCAAAACUUUGGAUGCAGAUGCUCCUACCAAACGAUAACAGAUAGACGAUCUUUAACGGAACUGACACAUUCAAAUAUAGUUUAGUUAAUUUUUCUCGACUCCCUAUCAACUAUUACAACCUUUGCCAUUAUGUUUUUGAAAAGUAACACAUGAAUAAUGCUGAAUAUACGACAAAACACCUAUCAAAGGCCUUCAUCGGAUAGAUUUUAUAUUGUACUUGAAAAGAAUAGGAGUAAGGUAACAAAUAAAAUCCAAGUCCAGUGCAUUCUGAAUGCAGUAGUCAUCGGGCAUUUGUA
Athalia rosae (coleseed sawfly) is the source of this 687-nucleotide messenger RNA. RefSeq names its product transcription initiation factor IIA subunit 2 (gene TfIIA-S). Gene Ontology annotation, cellular component: transcription factor TFIIA complex. The record is from RefSeq and is a predicted model, not a curated record. Lineage: Eukaryota; Metazoa; Arthropoda; Insecta; Hymenoptera; Athaliidae. Gene Ontology annotation, biological process: RNA polymerase II preinitiation complex assembly; transcription initiation at RNA polymerase II promoter. Gene Ontology annotation, molecular function: RNA polymerase II general transcription initiation factor activity; TBP-class protein binding. The coding region runs from base 90 to 428 and encodes 112 amino acids. The transcript is spliced from 4 exons.